CUAGGGACAUGAGGGCGCGAGGUCUGGGCGUGCCACGGUGCUGGGAGACGACAGGAGGCCCCAGCGGCGCCGCUAGGGGGCCGGGAUUGCCUUGGAACCCUCAGCGGGGCGGGAGGGGCCUCUCGGGCGGCCGGAAUACAUGUGCGCGGGGCGGGUUCCGGGCGGACCGGAAGCGCGGCCGAACUCGUUGCCGUGACAGCGGUCCCUGGGCCGCCAUGGAGGCCGCGCUCACUGACAUGUACGACCAGGCGCUGCUGGGCAUCCUGCAGCAUGUCGGCAACGUGGAGGAAUUCCUACGCAUCCUCUUCGGCUUCCUCUACCGCAAGACCGACUUCUACCGGCUCCUCCUUCGGCCCGGGGACCGCCUUGGCUUCCCGCCCGGCGCGGCGCAGGCCAUGGCCCUGCAGGCAUUCCGAGUGUUUGAACGGAUGGCCAGGCAGGAUGAUGAGAAGAGGCACCGGGAACUGGAGGCAAAGCUGAAGAAGAAGGCGGAGGAGGAGGAGGCAGCUGCAGCCGCUGAGAGGGUGAAGCUGUGCCCUGCAGCUCAGGAGAUUGAGGUGGAGACAACGGAGCACAUCCCAGCAGCAGAUGCUGGGGAAGCUGCAGGCACACAGGAAUCAGCUGCAGCCCAGGGUGCCGCAGCCCCCAGCCCUGUGUCAGUGGAGCCUCCAGGGGCUGCUGCUCUAGCAGAGCUGCCCACGAGACAGGAGCAGUUCCAGACCAACCCUGACAGCUACAAUGGAGCUGUGCGAGAGAAUUACACCUGGUCCCAAGACUACAGCGACCUGGAAAUUAAAGUGCCCGUGCCCAAGCACAUUGUCAAAGGCAAACAGGUGUCUGUGGAUAUCAGCAGUGGUGCAAUUCGUGUAGCAGUGCUGGAGGGAAGCAACCAACACGUCCUUAUGGAAGGGAAACUCACCCACAAGAUCAAUAUGGAGAGUUCCCUGUGGAGCCUGGAGCCUGGCAAGUGUGUUUUGAUCAACCUGAACAAGGGGGACGAGUACUGGUGGAAUGCCAUCCUAGAGGGCGAGGAGCAGAUCGACAUUGACAAGAUCAACAAAGAGCGCUCCAUGGCCACUGUGGACGAGGAGGAGCACGCUGUGCUUGACCGCCUCACCUUUGACUACCACCAGAAGCUGCAGGGCAAGCCCCAGAGCCAUGAGCUGAAGGUGCAUGAGAUGUUAAAGAAGGGCUGGGACACCGAGGGCUCGCCAUUCCGUGGCCAGAAAUUCGACCCCUCCAUGUUCAACAUCUCCCCUGGCGCCGUCCAGUUUUGACAGUGGCAAAAACAACUGAAAAAUAAAGCAGGGAGAGGAGACCUCCCCACCCCUGGAUGCCCACCAGGACUCUCACACCCAGUGCCAGUGCGCAGGACUCACUGAUCCACGCUGCCAACACCCAUCCAUGCUGUGUGGGGAAGCCUGAGGAAGCGGGCAGAUUUACAUCCUGUCACCACAGCAACCUGGGCACCAGGACCCCUCUUCUCCCUUCCCUUCCCUUCCCCUCCCCUCCCCUCCCCUCCCCUUGCGCUGCCGAUGCUCCAUGUUUUUCUGGAAUACAGGGAGCACGUUGGGUCGAGUUGGGUGAUGUAAUUAUGUUUCUUAGUGGAUGAGGAUACUGCUUUUGGGGUUUCUGGGGAUGUGGAGCCCUCCCUAUCCUGGUAUACUGGGCAGCUUUGCCCCUCACAGGUGGAGAUGGGUGCUGGAUAUGGGCAGUGGGGAUGGGGAAGCCUGCCUCUGCCUGCCUCUGCCAGCACCCUUCCCACCUGGCAUCCCCAAAUCCUCUCGCCAACCCCACUCCAGGGUAUCCCAAGGGGGUUGUGCUGCCCCUGGCCUCCACCCAGCCCCAGGGGAAGCUUCCUCCUGGCUUCCCCCUCCUUCACCUCGAAGGAAGGUUGUCAGGACACCCAGGAGUGGGCAGAGACCACAGCCAUCCCCUAAGGUUUGCUCCCCCUUCAUCAGGGAGCAGGAGGGGUGCUCCCCACAGCACUGGCGUUUGGGGAGGGCUGCAGGCCCACCCCUCAAUAGCCAGCAGCUGUGCAGGAGCCUGAGAAAUACACGGGUUUCUCUGGCAUGGUAAUUGGGGGUCUGAGAGUGGGGACUGCCUAGGAGAGUAGGCUCCACCUAGGCUCAGCCUGGCUCUCACAGCUUCCUACCACCCUGGGGUGUGUGGGCUGGGGGUCCCCGGCCAUCGCCUUGUCUGGUUCCCCACCCCCAGUUUGCAAUAAACACGUCUCACCGUGGG
Messenger RNA from Parus major (Great Tit), 2244 nucleotides. RefSeq names its product NudC domain containing 3 (gene NUDCD3). The transcript has 6 exons. Gene Ontology annotation, cellular component: cytoplasm. The record is from RefSeq and is a predicted model, not a curated record. The coding region runs from base 9 to 1277 and encodes 422 amino acids. Gene Ontology annotation, biological process: protein folding. NCBI's taxonomy places the organism in Eukaryota, Metazoa, Chordata, Aves, Passeriformes, Paridae.